Messenger RNA from Melanotaenia boesemani (Boeseman's rainbowfish), 5314 nucleotides. It is a transcript of the gene nkd1, whose product is annotated as NKD inhibitor of WNT signaling pathway 1. Gene Ontology annotation, cellular component: cytoplasm. NCBI's taxonomy places the organism in Eukaryota, Metazoa, Chordata, Actinopteri, Atheriniformes, Melanotaeniidae. Bases 300 to 1760 code for a protein of 486 amino acids. Gene Ontology annotation, biological process: negative regulation of Wnt signaling pathway. The record is from RefSeq and is a predicted model, not a curated record. The transcript is spliced from 11 exons. Gene Ontology annotation, molecular function: calcium ion binding.
UUAAACUGGAAUAUGUUAAUUUUCUACUCAAUACUUCACUGUUUUUCAAUUCAAUUAGUAUUAAUUUGAAAGUCAUGAAAGGAAGUCGCGCGCUCCAUUGUCCUCUCCGUGUGUCUUGUCAGCGGCGGCGCUCCGGAUCAAAGGCUCGUUUGGCUUCCCAGUCGCGCGGUCCUGUGCUGAGUGUGUAGUCUGCUCUCGGUCUCUACGGACGCUGCUCUGUCUGGAUAUCAGCCGGUCUCUUUUUGAUUCUCUGGAUUAUAUUCAUCUGAUGGUUUUCAACUCUAACUCGAUGUAUAGAAAUGGGUAAACUGCACUCGAAACAUGCCGCUAUUUGUAAACCGAGGGAGAGUCCAGAAGGCGACAGUUUUGUAGUCAAUGCCUGUUUGGCGAGGAAAGGAAUCGAUGACUGGCUCGUGAAACAGAAAUACUACUGCACGAGCUCUCACCUCGAGCAACAGGACUGCCACCGAAAGAAUAGCUGCGGGUUGACUGGACGGCAGUGGUGUGUGAAACGUUUGGGCCCAGGAUGGAGGGGGGAGGGCGCUGCUGAAAGGGACUCCAUGACUGAUGCCUGUGCUGAGGGGAUUGGGGAUGAACACUAUCGUUUAGAAGUGGCUUUACCUCCAGAGAAGACAGACAGCUGCUGUGUGGAGGAGAAGAUGCAGGAGAGGGACAGCCAAUCUCCCGCAGGGCCACAGAAACAGCUCCAGUUUGAAGAACUGGAGUGUGCUGUGUCUGUAGAGGAGGACAACAGACAGGAGUGGACUUUCACCCUCUACGAUUUUGACAACAACGGAAAAGUUACAAGAGAGGACAUCACCAGCCUGCUCCACACCAUCUACGAGGUUGUAGAUGCCUCGGUCAACCAUUCUCCCGGAAGCAGCAAGACGCUGAGGGUCAAGCUGUCUGUGGCUCCUGACUCCAGCCAGCGGUGGAGGAGUUGUACGCAGGGUGCAGCAGAUAUGCCACACCCCCGAGAGAAAAAUGACAAGUGCAUCGAAGACCCCAAGAGUACAGACAAGAAGUCUCGUGCACUCCUCAGCAACACUAGUUUACUUUCUCCAAACUGCGACCUAAUGAGAGGUGCCGCUCGUGUCCACAGGCGCCACCACAGUGACCACCACACCCAGCCUGGCUGCCAGCGCCACUGUGUGGAUGAGAACCUGGAACGCAGGAACCACUACUUGGACCUGGCAGGCAUUGAAAACUACACUUCCCGCUUUGGAGCUGCACCUUCUGCAGAACCAACUAAAGCAGAGGCUCAGAUCCGUUCAUCCAACCAGGGUCGUUCUCGCUCUCAUGAGCCAGAAAAUGGCCAUUCCCACUCCCACCACCGCCGUUUGCAGACAGUAGUGGACACUGCUGUUUCAGAUAGCCUCCACCCAGCCCGGCCGAGAGGCCAAGACUCAGGUAGACAUGCCAUCCGCUCGCCGAAAACCCACAGCCGCACACCACAAGCGCAGAACAGCGGCAGGGUGAUGAGGAGCCGAGGCGUGCCCCCACCCCCAGCACUACCCAGCCAGACACCCCCUCAUCAGUCCACAGCCCCUUACCGCAAGCACAAACAGCGCUCCAAGGAUAGCCGCUAUCGGGCUUUAAGCGCUCUUGCAUCUCCAGGACCAGUGGUGGAGAAAGAACAGGUGAGAGACCUCCCCAGCGUGCUGCUCUAUGAGGGGGGACUUGCACAAGUGGUGCAGCGUCAUGAGCAUCACCAUCACCAUGAACACCAUCACCACUACCACCACUUUUACCAGUCUUGAAUUUCAACCCUGCCUGGGACAGCUCAGUACGCUGAAAGCCCCACAAAACCCCAACCAGGCCAGCAAGACACUGACUGCAGAGUUUCCUUCUUAAACACUGUGUGGUUCGGCCUGCAGGGGCACGGAAGUGGACACUGGACAUGUCCCAGUGUUGAAAUGUUUUUAAUCAGUGUUAUAGAGCUUGGUCAGGCAUACAAAAGCAUGUGUAAGCAGCAGGACAGAGAUUCAGGGCCACAGUGCAGCGGUACAGGGAUGAGGACCACAGCGAGGCUCCAGUGGAGGCACAGAGGGACCGGUUUUACAAAAAGCCUAGCCGUUUUCCAGCCUCCCGGCUCUGUGAUUCUCUACCUGAUGAACUUUACACCACCAAACCAGCACCACAACCUUUCCCAGACCACUAAGUCAAAGGAAAAGGAGGGACAAGAGGAAGAAGGACUGAUAUCAAGAAGGAAAUAUAUGAAGGAAUAUAAGUGAUAGGAGAGCAGGAUGUAUUGUGGAUUUGUCCAAAUUGUUGUGUCAAUGUGUGAAUGUUGCAAGAACGUGUGUUUGUGUGUGUGUUUCUGAGUGUCACGACACUGGUGUCUGUUGAAAACCACUUGAAGUGCACUCGUGGAUGAGUGAGUAUUUAAAACUGACUGUCAGGUGAGGUUUUUUAAAGAUGAAAUUUAAGAUUUAAGCAUGUGAUACCCUGUACGCAAAAAUGGGAAGGAAAAUGUUGAAAUGUUAUGAUAAAUCCCAAAUCUGCUGCUACCUCUAAUUUCAGCCUAAUUGUUGAUGUAAUGGCGACUUUAAUUAAGCAUUCAGCAGUUUAUUUUUUUUUAAAGAAGAGAAAUCGUGGCUUAGUUUUGAGUUUUGAAAUGUGGAAAUCUUACAUUUAUUAACUAACAUGUGCUGUACAUAAGGUAUAUAAUGUUAUCAGUUUUAUGGGCUUUAUUGAUAACGUGAUAUCUUUGUUUUCGCUAUCAGAAGCCAUCAUGUUUGAUUUUCUUCUCAGCUGCAUUUUUAUUCAGACCUCUAGGAGCUUCACUAGAAAUGUAUGUUUCUGUAAGUGACCCUGACCUAUACCCUCUUUUAUUCUCUGUUUAAACUUUUUCUUCUAACUUUAAUUAUGUAUGACUGAAUGACUACAAUCCCAGCUUUCAACAGUGCUACUUAGUGGCUUCAUCACAGUUAAGCAGUAGCAGAAAACUGCAGUAACAAAAACAAAAGGCUAAUUUGAAAAAUAUACCCGCUAAAGCUGCUGUUGCUCCUAUUGGUGACAAAACUGGAGUUAGUGGGAUAAUAACAGCGGAGCAAUAGAGUGCGCCUCUUGUGGUUCAGGCCUUUUCAAAAAUUUGCAUAAAUAUAAACCCUCUUACUUUACAUUUGGACAAUUAGAAGCUGGUGUAUUUAUUCAUCAAAGAUGGAGUUAGCCAUUUCAGUAGACUGUUUUUGUUUUCCUUUUUAAUGCAGGAAAUAUGCAGAAUAAGCACUGUUCUGCAGUGAUCUCUUUGAACUCUCAUGUUAAUGUUCUCCAUGAGUUGCAGCAGCUUAGUCACCCUGGCCCAUGGUCACACAGCUGCUCCCUGUUUCCAUGGCAUCCUCCUGUCCCCCAGCUGUCAGCAGGUCUUUCAGCGUGCCGCCAUGUGGCCUCAGCGCUCAGCCAGCAAGGCUCAGUUUGUGAUGCGGAGGGGCGAGGGUUCUUUCAGCUGUCUCAUUCCUCUGGUGCUGGAUAACACUGAGCUCGGCCCACAGUCUCCACUACACCCAUAACUCACUGCUGCUGUCCUGCCAGCACCAGAGACUGUCUGGUCAUCCUGUCCCCAAGCACACUUCACUGUCACCCGGGUUACUUGUGACCUGUCAAAAGCAGUGGAAUAAUCAGAAAGCAUUGGUAAGCUCACAUGUUCACUUUCAGCACCUCACGGUGUCACAUUGACAAAAAACUGCUCUUGUGCUGUUCCAGGUUUCUGUGAGGGUUUAAGUGUCCAGCUCAAGGGCAGCCAUGACAGGGAAAGGGCGCCGUCAUCAUGUGAAUUGUGCAAACCAGAUCCCAGGGCCCAGAAUUGUUCAAACUACAUCAUGCGCGUCAUGCUGCACUGUUGGGCAUGUUUGUGAUGAUCAGGAAUGCAGUGCAUGCCAGUCUUGUCUUCUCACAGCUGCAGGUCCUUUAGCAAAGGCACCAGUGAGACUGGUCAUCUCACCAGACCUAGUGGACCCAAUCACAGCUGCGUCCCAAGCCCUGGCUUCCUCACCUCCCAAGAUCUUUGCUGUACAACAUUUUCCUGCUACUGAAGUGCUUAUUAUUGUGACUUCUUGGUCAGUCGUUUUACCUCAUCUGAAGUCUUAAAAUAUAAACAAUGUGGAGGUUGUCGUCUUGUUGUGUUAACAGACUGCAAGUGGGUAACUUUUUGUCCUGCAGGGUGGUCUGAUUUGACACAGCAAAGAAUUUGGUUGAGUCAGACCUAAGGUCAGGUGGCAGUUUGCAAAUUCUUGUUCUCCCAAAAGAGCUUUACUUAACACAGACAACUCCAUAUUGGAUCUUAUCGCCCUGCUAUAUUUAUAGGCUCACCUGAACACCCCUCACAUUAAAUUUGACAAAGGGCACCUCAACAGCAUUUGUUAGGGUUAGCAAAGCAGUUCAUUUUUUUCACACAUUUUUAUAAAAACUCUUUUUCUAACCCUCAUUCUCCAAGUCAGUGCUGUCAUUAUCCUUUCUGCCACCCUACAGGUAGAGAUCUGUUUUUUUGUGUAGAAGAAAAAUUCUCUUUCAGAUUUGUUGUCUCUUUGUUUAACUCAGUAUCAGUCAAAGUCAACCAGGAUUUUUCUUUCCUCUGUUGUCAUCUGUUUGUCAGGUUAAUACAUGUGCAUGAGUGCAACAUUUUAUUUCAAAUCAGUAAUGCUUCUGGCAAUUUUUGAGUCAUGUCACUCAAACUGCUUUAAAAUAACUAUUUUAAACUUUUAUUAAGAAUUGCCCAUCAACUCUAUCACAAUAUUUAAAACACCACUUUCUUUGUCAGGUCUGUGUGUCACAUGUACAAUAUAUUGUGGACUACAGAAAAACUGAAGCAACAUCAUGUAGAAAGAAUGUCUCUUUUAGGAUUUAAAAAAAGUUCUUGUACCUGGCUUUUGCCAGGCUGGUCCCACUCAGCACGGGGGAAUAAUAAUGUGUCUCUCCGCUUACACAGACAUGCGUUCACUCGCUGUUGUAAACUUUUUUUAACCCUUGUUCUCUGUUCAGCCAUCCCACUUCCUCUUAAUGUUCCUUUUUCAUGACUUUGUUUAGUUUUUGUAUAGGCGAAUCUUUCGUGACGUCAGUGUUUACCUUUUGCCGCAUUGCAUCACGGUAUUGGGUGGCAAGAAGCUGCAUACCUGCAAGCCUCACUGGUACACGCAGCUGUUGAAAGUCCUAUCCUGACCGCUGUUUCUACUUUAAACAUUAAAGCUGCUACAUGACUGCAUGUUUCUCCUAGACUGGAUUUGAAAGAAAAAUUUUGUAAGAUGUUAUGAUCGUUUUUCACGAUAGACCAAACGCCAUUUAAAUUAUAGUUAACAGGACCAAUAAAAUUGAAAAA